Haliotis rufescens (red abalone) is the source of this 1112-nucleotide messenger RNA. RefSeq names its product ribonuclease P protein subunit p40-like. NCBI's taxonomy places the organism in Eukaryota, Metazoa, Mollusca, Gastropoda, Lepetellida, Haliotidae. Gene Ontology annotation, biological process: tRNA 3'-end processing; tRNA 5'-leader removal; endonucleolytic cleavage in ITS1 to separate SSU-rRNA from 5.8S rRNA and LSU-rRNA from tricistronic rRNA transcript (SSU-rRNA, 5.8S rRNA, LSU-rRNA). The record is from RefSeq and is a predicted model, not a curated record. Bases 11 to 1099 code for a protein of 362 amino acids. The transcript has 8 exons. Gene Ontology annotation, molecular function: ribonuclease P activity; ribonuclease MRP activity. Gene Ontology annotation, cellular component: multimeric ribonuclease P complex; ribonuclease MRP complex.
GGAUGUAAACAUGUCUGCGCCCUUUCCAAACGCGAGUCCUUCAGGGAAACUCGUCUUUGAAAAAUCGUCUUUCCUUCACAAGAACAGCCGACAUAAGAAAUUUAUAUCAGAACAUUAUUUUAAUGCAUCUGUUUCUAUCCUACUUCCAGGGGAGGUUAUUCCCCCAAACAUCUCCAGCCAGCUGGACAAUGAGGAAGCCUACCUGGUUCACAGACUGCCGCUGAUUCGACUCAUAGACAAGGAAUUCAUUGAGGCAUUUGUCAAGAAAGGAUGUAUGUACUUCCUGUCACAUGGCAGCCAUCUUGACGUCGAUGACUGUGUGGCACUACUUCCCUGUGGUACACUGGUGUUAAAUGUGACCAAGGACACAUAUGAACAACUUGGCCUAGAAGGAAAGCCAUCAGUCUUUACACCAAGACACCAGAAACCUAACAAAUAUGUGGUUCAUAUUGACCUGACUGCAGACUGCUUCAUGCCAGGGAGGAAGAACUACAACCGUGUGUGGUGGUGUCUCAAGGAUCGCCUCAACCUGGUGUUUGACUUCCUCGUCAGAUGGGCCCCAGAUGAUAACAACAUCUGCCCCAGUUCCGUUCAACAAUAUUUUGAAAACAAUGGGUAUGAUGUCACCCAAGUUGGAGUGAAGCAGAAGUCAUCAUUGCUGAAAAACAGACUGACCCCUGAACUGUCGGACAGCAACGUGAAGACAACUGAUGACAGCUACAAAACUACCUACGACUGGCUUGGAGCUGUCUCUUGUGCGGUGAAAUUGGAUGGUGCAGCAGAUGACUUCCUGAACACCUACCGACCGCCUGACCCGUCCACGCCACACGACAUCGGUCACCACCAGGGGACAGGAUUUAUCUCCCCUGAUGUCAUCAACAGAGUGCUGGACACAGUCAGAUCUCACGUGGAGAAGAACAGCAACAAGACCCCCUGGGCAGCGGUCACCGUUCACGGAUUCGCCGACUCUCCCGUGUCGUGGAGCAAACGAGAACACGGCUUCUACCUAGGGGGAGACAACUUGUACACAUACGUCAUAUUUCCUGAUCAGCAGUACUGGCUGUUCUCGGCCUUCUCGACCUACGAUGAAGGAUAUUAAACUGGGAACAACA